Molecule: messenger RNA, 482 nt
Organism: Eptesicus fuscus (big brown bat)
Lineage: Eukaryota; Metazoa; Chordata; Mammalia; Chiroptera; Vespertilionidae
Product: cytochrome c oxidase subunit 7A2, mitochondrial
Exons: 4
Coding region: 87-338 (83 amino acids)
Biological process (GO): mitochondrial respirasome assembly; mitochondrial electron transport, cytochrome c to oxygen; regulation of oxidative phosphorylation
Source: RefSeq, a predicted model, not a curated record
GAAGAUAAAAAUUGGUAUCCCGACGCAGGUCUUCACAGCAUGUUCUCAGCACAAGGAACAAUAACGCCCUCACAGCAGUUUCUUCGAUGGAGAAAACUAUCCGUGCUCUUCGUCAGAUUUCCCAGAGGACCAUAAGUACUGCGUCACGCAGGCAGUUUGAAAAUAAAGUUCGAGAGAAACAAAAGCUAUUUCAGGAGGACAAUGGAAUUCCAGUGCAUCUAAAAGGUGGGGUAGCUGAUGCCCUCCUGUAUAGAGCUACCAUGGUUCUUACAGUUGGUGGAACAAUUUAUGCCAUAUAUCAGCUGGCUUUGGCUUCAUUUCCCAAGAAGCAGGGUUGACGUCAGUUAUCCUCCCAGCAAUCAGCUGGUUCAGUUUCAUUCAGCUCUCUAUGGACCAGUAAGCUGACAAUAACUGAGUUCUUCUUUGGGAUCAAUAUUUAUUGACUUGUACUAACUGCCACCAAUAAAGCAGUCUUUACCAUG